Molecule: messenger RNA, 1591 nt
Organism: Dreissena polymorpha
Lineage: Eukaryota; Metazoa; Mollusca; Bivalvia; Myida; Dreissenidae
Product: centriolar satellite-associated tubulin polyglutamylase complex regulator 1-like
Exons: 10
Coding region: 291-1448 (385 amino acids)
Source: RefSeq, a predicted model, not a curated record
UAAAUUCGCACAUUUUAAUGUAAAUAGCUUUUUACACAAGUUGAACUGUAAAAAUAAAUAACAGAUUUAAAACAUUAUCAAUAACUAUCAGUAAUGUAUUAGUAAUGUAUAUUUUACGUGUUUGUAAAUUUUUAAUUGUUUAGCAAUGUUUAGCUGUUAAUUAAAUAAUUCGCCUUUUCAUAAACCGUUGGCAUAGUACUCCGUUGUUGUUAUGGACGCCAGUGGGUGGGGUAGGAGUCAUUAACGAAUUAAGGUUGGGAACUUAUGUCAGCUGCACAUCUAUUAGCAGAAUGUCAAUUUACACAAAUGAAGACAGAUAUUCGAUGACGGCUGAGCGUUACCUGGCCAAACACCAUGUCCUUGUUUACAUAGAAGACAGCAUUGCACAGUUGUUGGAGCACAGGGAAGAAAAUCCAAAAUUAAAUCCAAUAAAAAUGCUGAGUGAAUACUUUACAGCAUUGAGAGAUGGGAACCACACUAUGUUUAGAGAAUAUCAGUUCAUAUACCAGACACCCCACAAUCGGGCAUCUUUCGUUAAGUUGUUCUGGAAGUGUUAUCGACAGAUAGGGAAGAAGGGAGACCUACUCAGUAUUCAAGAAUACCAUUCUCUCAUAACAUUGCUGUGUUCUGACUUUCCAUUUGAAGUUGUUCAGAAGACAGCAAGGAUAAUCCUAAUGGAUGAUGCCCUGGACUGCCUUAUCUCGUUUACAGACUUCAUAUUUGCAUUUCAAACACAGUUCUACUAUGAAGAGUUCCUAGACAAGUGCCUGGAGAUCUACUUGUCCAUGAUCCACACCCAGUCCAGCCCACGCAACCCAGUGGUGGUCCCCUCAGGCGCUGAUGACACCAAGAUUCACACCAGCAGCCACCACCCUGGGGACGGUGUCGAUGCCAUGCAGUAUUUCAGGGCUGUGUACCCACUGUGUGACCGGGUAAACUACAGUACCCCUCCUGCAGAGGCCCUGAAGGAAAUCCUUUUCAAUGUGCCUCGGGUGUCUUUCUAUGGGUUCCUCAUGGCCAUAGCAAAAAGUGAUGCCAUCAACGAACAUAUUGGUCGUUUGCCACCCAAAUCUGAAAUUUUGGCAGGUGCAGACCCAGAAGUUUCAGCCAGUCAUCUGCAAGCAGACGACAAACGUGGUCAUGCUGUUGCAGGUUCAAAAAGCACACUCAUCAAGAAAAGGCCAUCACUCGUUAAAAGCCGUCCAAGCUCCGAAGUUCAAAUAACAACAGACGUAAACAAUUCCAACCCCACCAACACCAAUGCCCCUGCUCAGAUUCCAUCAAAACCAAGGUCAAGGUCCGUGUCAAGGUCACGGGCUACUGUGAAAGGUCAAAAUCCCUGUCAACCUGCCACCAGCCUGACUGCAAGAUCCAGGAAGAAAGUUAUUAGCUCGGAUGAGAGUUCAGAUGAAGAUGAUGACGAUGAAACAGAAACUGAUGAUGAUUAAAGCUUGUACAUAACAUAUUUAAAUAGAUACAUGUUAUUUGUUAGGGUUAGGUAGAUUGACUUGAUUAUUUUUUUGAGCAAUAAGAUUUAAUCAAUACAAAAUAUGAUAACAGUAGAUACAAAAUAAUAAAUCUACUGAAAGUA